GCAGUAGUUUAGUACAAAUGAGUAUGUGCCUUUCAUGUGUCAAUAUGUGUGCACGCUUUCUCCGGACAGGCGAGGAUCAAAAUGGCGUCAGAUAGACUUAGAUCUCAUUGUAUCACUGAACGUCUUCGCUGGCAUUGCAUACGGAUUAAUUGAUGAAAUUUAAUCUUUUGUUGGAUAUAACGAAUAGAGAUCCCCGUGAUGAUGCCUACUUUUUAUUAAAGUGAAAUAUCUGAUUAUUUGAAUAUAAUUGAUGUAAAUUUUUACUUAAUGUGUAAAGCUUUUAAGUGGUGGAAUGGUUUACUCAGUCCAAUGACAAAUGAUAAAGUGAGGAUGUACUUCAGGCUUAAGAGUGAGGUGGUGCGCACAAACUGAUUUCAACCCCCAGAUCAUUUAACUGAUCGUUACAAGGCGGUACUUACCACUCCUUAAUAAACAGACCUAGUUUUUAUAUAGUAUAUAAUGAACAGUGUUGUCAGUGUAGUUUUGUGAUGUUGUUCCAUGUUUCUGGAUUGUGAUUGUUUGUUGUUGUGUUCUAAGUCUUUGGCGUUUACCCUGUGUCAUUAAACGUGGUUAAUGUUUAUACCUUCUGCUACUGAGCUUGUCUCAAUUGUAGAUUUUCGUUUUAUUUUAACGGAUAUUGAUGCUGAUGUGGCAACUAGGUGAAUGUAUUUGUAUAAAUAUUCAUUGUAUGAAAAAUGAGUGUCUUUGUGAUUGUACAUUUAUUCAUGGAGAAAACAUACAUGAUCUUGGUGUAAAUAUAUACAUGGCAUAUGGUGCUAGAAACUUGAAAGAAUCGCAGGAUAAUGACAGGGAGGGUUGAAUCAGAUAAAGAGUUUAGGUACACUGACUGCCAGUUCAUCUUUGCGGUAUUUCAAAUGCUGAGAUUUGGUACGCCGGAUGCCAGCCCAUGAUGGCAAUAUUUGACAUGCUGACGUUAGGAAAAGGGUCAAGUUUCAAGAUAACGAGCAUCCUUAAAUACAGUUUUUGCCGUAUCCCUACCAUGCAAGGCUUUUUAUUUUCAUUAAUAGCUGAUUUAUGUAAGGAAAUUACAAUGGAUGCAAAUAUUCAUAUAACAUAAAAAGUAUACAGACAGUAUUGGGAAUUAUUUUAAUAUUUGUACUAAAUAGUUUUACCGAUUCUAUGCAAACAAGGAGGUUGUGGUGAUUCCGGUCUCAAAUAAACAUUAUUCCGGAUUCAAAGCAUACGGGUAGGUGGGUGUAUCGAGGGUUGCACUGUCCACCAUGCUUCCAUGGAACUUUAGGAAAUGGUACUGAAUUUUGGACAAAUAACAAAGAACUAUCUUAAGAAUAAAAAAAUGAUAAAGAUGACAGGCGGAUCAAGCAUUAUUGCAUUUACAACAAUUCUUCUGACAUUAGUUGUCAAGACAUCGUGCCAGGAUUGUUCUCCAUGCUCUUGCUGCAAUCGUGAAAAAGGAUGCUCCUACAACAACCAACUUGGGAUUGAUGACUAUUGCUGGAGCGGAUGCAUCGGUGGAUUCAUGAGUCCUAAGUGCCAGAAAACUUGUGUAAAUCCGCGAUGUCGAUCAUGUUCAACAGAGAGUACAUGUGACACAUGCUAUAAUGGCUAUUACGGAUAUCAAUGUACAAGUAGGUGCCCAACGACCUGUAACACAUGUUCUUCAAGCACAUCAUGCACAUCCUGCAAUGACGGAUACUAUGGAGAUCAGUGUCAAUACUCAUGUCCAUCAACCUGUAAAGCAUGCAACUCUAGUUCCUUCUGUACAUCAUGUUGGGACGGACAUCACAGCGGGUCGGGGGCAAUGUGUUUAUUUCAGUGCAACCCAGAGUGUUUAUCUUGCACAAAUGAAACAUCAUGUACAGCAUGCAAGACCCGAAGUGGUAUUGGUUAUUAUAGAAAUGAUUGUUCUAGCCAAUGUAGUAGGAAAUGCAAAGACUACUUAUGCGAUAUAUAUGGACACUGCCUGGAAUGUGCUGACCCUCACUUCCUUGGGAGUAGCUGUGACAGAUGUAUUAAUGGCAAAUACGGGAGUCUCUGUCACAAUAAUUGUCCCGUAAAUUGCUACAGCGAUUGUUCAAGCACGGGUAUAUGCAAAUCAUGUAAGGAUGGGUUCUUUAGUAAUUAUUGCAAUAUAUCGUGUUCAGAAAACUGCAAAUACGGCACAUGCUACCGGAAUGGAUCUUGCAUUGGAGGAUGUAAGGAUGAAUUCAGUGGAUCAAGAUGUGAACAAAAGACUUGUCCUAUAAACUGCAAUUGCGAUAACAAUAACAGCUGCUUUGAAUGUGAUGCUUAUCAUUUCGGGCCUUCAUGUUUGCUUUCCUGUAGCUCAUGUAAAGACAACCGAUGCCCAGUUGAACGUCUACAUGCAAAAAAAUGUGAUGAAUGUGCAACUUGGCGGUAUGGCAAUCUCUGUAAUGAAACUUGUCCGCACUAUUGUUUAGAUAACAAGUGCGACCAAGAUAAUGGGACAUGUGUUUGUGACAAGAACUACACGUUUAAAAAUGGUAAAUGUGUUCCUAGUUCUUGCCCCGCUAACUGCUCAACGUGCACUUCACCAGAUGUAUGCGACUCAUGUGUUGAUAGGUAUUUUUAUGGAGAUACUUGUAAACACGAAUGUACUCAUUGCAAGGCAGGAACACCCUGUCGGAAAGUUGACGGAUAUUGUUGGGAUGCAUGUGCUGAUGGUCUAUCUGGGGUUGAGUGUAAUACUUCGUGUUACAAUGAAUGUGAAACUUGUCAACGUUUUUUCGCAAGUAUGUGUGUAUUGUGUAAAACUGGAAGAUAUGGGAAUAAUGGACAUUACAACACAUGCAAAAACCUUUGCAAUAUUAAAUGUAUGAACAACUCUUGUGAAGCUUUGACUGGUCAAUGUAAUCAAGGUUGUGUGAAUGGAUACCACGGGACUAACUGUAUCGAUUCAUGCCCAAUACAUUGUUUGAACAAAACAUGCAAACAGGUCAAUGGUACAUGUGUAAACGGCUGUGAGGACGGGUAUUAUGGCUUAAAGUGUUUAAAUACAUGUAUGAGUGUUGAAUCGAACUGUCUCGUUUGUACUUCAAGUCAAAACACAUUCAGUUCCUGUACACGGUGCACUAAAUGGUCAUAUCCAGGAUCCAGCGGUAAGUGCGUUCCAUGUGAACCGAAUUGUUCUGGAGAAUGUAACUCGUCAACAGGUGUAUGCUAUGAAUGUGUAGAUGGAUACAGGGGAUCGUUUUGUAACGUUUCAUGUAUAACAAAUUGUAAAUCAUGCCUUCAGAAUAACGAUGAAUGCAAUGUUUGCAAAGAGGAGUUUUGGGGUAGUGACUGCUUAAACAAUUGCAGCACAAACUGUAAACACGGAAAUAAUUCAAUGUCUAGCUGUGAUAUAAAUUCUGGGAAAUGCCUACAUGGAUGCCUAUCUGAAUCGCAUGGAUUACAGUGUUCUCUUCUUUGUGGCAAACAUUGCCUCCCUUCUGAAGGUGGAGUUCGUGAGUGCAACCAAAUGGAUGGUCAGUGUAGAUGUGAGAAUGGGUACAAACAGACCGACGCAGGAUGUACUGAUGCAUCCGUCGCAGACCAAAUUGACCAAAAUGGUGGCGCCGGUGAUGGAACGUCUGGAUCAGUUAUAGGUGGUGCUGUUGGUGGUGUUCUCGGACUUCUUACAGUUGCCCUCGUUAUCGGGCUUUUAAUCUUCGUUAGGAGAAGAAGACUGGACAGCACCGACGGCCCUAGGGCAGAUGCAGCAGUCAAUCUCGUUGGCAAGGUGCUACACGACAGUUUGGUCAUGUGUUGUGGAGGAAACCGGAACACCCGAAGAAAGCCCACUUGUCCGGCUUGGUGCCCAAAUUAACUCACACGCACCCAGGCAUGGAAAUCGAACACGGGUCGCCUUUGUGAGAAGCGAGUGCGCUAACCACUUCGCUAACCAAACAAUCAACCAUAUUGAAACUCUUGUCUUAACUAUAUUACUAUAUUCAGACUUAGUUAUUUUCAUAGAGGAAAACAGUGUAGUCUACCAGAACAAGAGUGCUUCUGCCAAUAUUUACAAUGAAAUCAACGAUAAAACGGAUGAAGUGAAAUCUAGCAAAGGGCGUAAAAACAAUGCUAAAGAGUCACCUACGACUUCAACUAAUGACAACAAACUGGAUCGUCUCUCCGACUCAAAAUUGGGGGUUACAAGAGCUUCAACAGAACAACUAAAGACAAACCAGUUAAAAUCAUCAGAAGGAAAAUCAGAACAUUCGGAAAACAGCGCGAAGUGCAAAACACCUGUCGAAGAUUCGCCCAAAGACAUAUUACAGGACAAAGACACCGAUGAUGUGUAUUACAAUCUGAAUAAGGUUGCUGUCAAAGACCUUGGAGCUUUUGUGGCUGCCAAAGACAACUCAUAUUACCAAGAAGAGUUUAAGAAACUUCCUGAUGGUUUGGUAAAACCCCAUCAAGAUGCAUUGAGGCCAGAAAAUCGUCCAAGAAAUAGAUAUCAAGGCAUCUACCCAUAUGACAACACCAGAGUGAAAUUGAUGGGCGGAGAUACGGAUUUUAUCAACGCCAGCUUUGUAGAGGGAUAUAGACAGGAAAAUGCAUACAUUGCAUCUCAAGGUCCAACAGAUAAGACCAUGCAGGACUACUCAGUGUUUUGGCGGAUGGUUUGGCAGCAGAAAGUGGGCAAGAUCGUCAUGCUCACCAAUUUAGUGGAAGACGGGAAACCAAAAUGUGACCAAUACUGGCCCGACCAUGGAAUCACCAAACAAUACAGCGAUAUAAAUGUGACGUGUUUAAGUGAAGACAUGUACGCCGACUUCGUGAUGAGAACCUUUUUAGUGAAAAUGGAUAAAGAGGACAUGACAGUCCAACAUUUUCAUUUCACCAGCUGGCCGGACAAAGGGGUCCCCGAUGAUGUAACUUCCCUGGUCGAUUUCCGUCACAGGGUUCUACAAACAAAAUCGCCACUUGGUGGACCUACAAUCGUUCACUGCAGUGCUGGCGUUGGCAGGACGGGAACGUACAUAGCGAUGGACUUGUUGACAAGAGAGGGUGAAGCUGAAGGAUCCGUUAACAUACAUGGUUGUGUCACCAAUCUCAGACAUCGUCGUACACGUAUGGUCCAAACGGCGGAUCAAUAUGCCUUCCUGCACCACGCAAUUGUUCACACGUUAGCGUUUGACAGUAAACCCGUUCAAACGGAGGGGUUUGCGACCUACAUGUCGGAUUCGAAGAACAAACAGAGACUAAUCAAACAAUUCAAGCAACUGGAGAUUACCAUGGAAAGAUCUGAAGAGGAGCGACAAGCAUCUGAAAGAAAUGCAGCCUUAACAAAGUCCAACAGGGAGGGCGCUGACAUUCCAGGUAACUUGUACAGGCCUAGGUUGCAUUUAGGUAAAGAACCGGGGCAUGAUUAUAUCAACGCCAUGUAUGUUAAUAGCUACAAACAACGGAAUCAUUUUGUUCUCGCGAUGACUCCUCUUGAAGAGACCGUUACAGACUUUCUUUGCCUCGUGAUGCAGGAAAAAAGCGGUCUGCAUCGUCGAUAUGGAGAGUGAAUGCUCCCUGUACAUUCCUGAUCUUGGCACACAGAAGCAGUUUGGUUCAUAUACAGUAGACAAUCUUCGACAAAUGUCGACACCCUACAGUAUCAACAGGGUGCUUAGAAUGAGCUACAACGGCCUGAGAGGACCUAAUGAACAUACGGUAUCUCACUACGAAGUUACGGCCUGGCAAGACAAUGUUAAAGUUCCCGAGUCGGCAACACACUUUUUGCAACUUGUCAAGGAAGUAGAGACAAAGGCCGCCUCUGGAUCCGCUAUUAUGCAUUGCAAGACUGGUGGCGGACGCUGCGGCCUGUUUGCGGCUGUUUGGACGCUUCUGGAGAAAACAGGCAUAGAACACGAGGUCUCGGUGUUUAACACAGUUCGCCAACUGCGGGCGAGACGGCCAAAUGCCGUUAGGACUAGAGAGCAGUACGCUUUUUGCCACGUUUGUGUUCAUGAGUAUCUGCAAUCAUUCGACAUCUACUCUAAUUUCUCGUAGCAAUUUAAUAUUGCCAUUAACUUGUUCAUAAAUACAUAUGAUCGUACGUAACAUAUGCGUACGUGAAACUUGACUGACUGUACAGAUGAUCUCGUCACGAUUGUGUUCUGUCUGUCAUUCGGUGCUUUCUUACAUUUUUUAUAAAACACAAACUAUAACCUUGUAUGAUUGCUGUAUAGCUGAUUGUUGUUAUAAUAUCUAAUAUGUAUAUAUACAUUGGAAAUAGUGUGUACAAGUAAAUCAAAAGGUGGUAUUGUCAUACACAGUGUAUAUAGACAAAAUAAAUAUAUAUGUAAAACAAAUCAAC
Molecule: messenger RNA, 6292 nt
Organism: Mya arenaria
Lineage: Eukaryota; Metazoa; Mollusca; Bivalvia; Myida; Myidae
Product: receptor-type tyrosine-protein phosphatase mu-like
Exons: 22
Coding region: 3696-5498 (600 amino acids)
Biological process (GO): protein dephosphorylation
Molecular function (GO): protein tyrosine phosphatase activity
Source: RefSeq, a predicted model, not a curated record